AUGGAAGCUGCGCAUGGCCCAAAUGUCACAGUAAACAACAGCACAAUGGAUAUCCAAGUGGUCACCCACAAUCUCUGGGAGGUGGUCGCCAUAGCGACCGUGUCAGCCAUUGUAAGUCUCAUCACCAUAGUGGGGAACAUCCUGGUGAUGCUCUCCUUUAAAGUCAACAGCCAACUCAAGACGGUGAACAAUUACUACUUGCUGAGUCUGGCGGCUGCUGACCUCAUUAUCGGUGUCUUCUCCAUGAACCUGUACACCUCCUACAUCCUGAUGGGUUACUGGGCCUUAGGCAAUCUGUCAUGUGACCUGUGGUUGGCUGUGGACUACGUGGCCAGUAACGCCUCAGUCAUGAACUUGCUGGUGAUCAGUUUCGACAGAUACUUCUCAAUCACCAGGCCUCUCACCUACAGAGCCAAACGGACUCCAAAGCGGGCCGGGAUCAUGAUAGGCUUAGCCUGGCUGGUGUCUCUUGUUUUGUGGGCACCGCCUAUCCUAUGCUGGCAAUAUUUUGUGGGCAAAAGAACCGUCCCCGAAAGACAAUGCCAGAUUCAGUUUUUCUCAGAGCCCAUUAUCACGUUUGGAACCGCUAUUGCAGCGUUUUAUAUCCCCGUGUCAGUCAUGACUAUCCUCUACUGUCGGAUCUAUAAAGAAACAGAAAAACGGACCAAGGAUUUAGCGGAGCUUCAGGGAGCGAAUCAGUCCACACAACCCGACGUCACCCGGGCACGGAUCAGUCGUUCGUGUUUCAGCUGCAAGCUAAAAUCUGCGGCGCAGGACCGCACCCAAGCCUCAUGGUCAUCCUCAAGCCACGCCGCCAAGUCCACCGCCUCCACCAACGAGGAGUGGUCCAAAACCGGUCCCAUGACCGCCUCCAAUAGCUACGCGUCCUCAGAAGAUGAAGACAGGUCCACCUUGCAGCCCCCUUUGGGGAACCAAGUUUGCGAGGGCGGCAAGAGCGUGGCGGGGAGCGAGAGCGAACAGCUAAGCAGCUACGACGAGGACAGCUUCUUCCAAACGCCGCCCAAAAGUAACUCUCAGAAGAGUAGCAAGUGCGUGUCGUACAAAUUCAAACCCGCCACCAAAGACGCCUUGGCCCCGCACCGGGGCAAAAACGGCGAUGCCAAAACCGGGGCAUCCUCGGCGGAGUCGGUCAACGCUCCGGCCGCCCAUUCGGCGUUCAAGGAUGUCACGCUGAAGAACCAGAUGACAAAGAGGAAGAGGAUGGUGCUGAUUAAAGAGAGGAAGGCAGCGCAGACCCUCAGCGCCAUCCUCCUGGCCUUCAUCCUAACAUGGACGCCGUAUAACAUCAUGGUGCUGAUAUCCACCUUCUGCUCGGACUGCAUCCCCGUGUCCCUGUGGCAUCUGGGCUACUGGCUGUGCUACGUCAACAGCACCGUCAACCCAAUGUGCUACGCCCUCUGCAACAAAACUUUCCAAAAGACCUUCCGCAUGCUUCUACUCUGCCAGUGGAAGAAAAAGCGGAUUGAGGAGAAACUCUACUGGUACGGACAAAACCCAAUGGUCGGUGCCAAACUUUCUUGAAGUAUUUUAGAAGCUGUGGGUUUUCAAAAUGGAGGCCUCACCUCCAAUGUUGAAUGAAUGUUACAUUACAUCUUCUGUUGGUGCUCUAAAAAGCCACUUGAUUAUUAGAUUCCAUUUUCACAUGAUUUAACAAACAUAAAAUAAUCUUAUAUAUAAAAAAUAUCAUAACCAACUGUUUAAAAAGUCCUUAGUGACAUUUUAAGUCCUUUCCACGCUAUCUGUGAGAGGCAGCCUGUUGCUACUUUGUCAAAAUUUCUGUGCCAACACAAAAUGGAGGGAGCCAUAUAAGAGAUGGAUCGGAACCACUGGCGGAGGUAGAGGGGGGCCGCGGGGGCACUGCUGACCCCCCAAAGAUGUCUGGAAGGCUGAAAAAGUAGGGAACAUAGUGUUUUCUAAAGAAUUUUGGAGGUUUGCAAAUUUUGAGGAUCUCCCAAAAUAUCCUUGGCCCCCCUCAAGGAAAAAUCUCCACCAGUGGAUGUCACCUGUUUAAAAGGGUACAGCCCUGUUGUGUUGCAAAUAAUUGUUUCCGUCUGACAUAAUUUAGCUUCUAAUUUAACGUGCUGUUGUUUACAAGCACAGGCAGCAUCCUGUUUGCUGGGCACAAUUAAUUAUUAGAGCGCAUCUUCACUGUAUUUAUACCACAGCACUCUAAAUACAGCUCUCAUCACAAAGUUGCUAUUUGUAAAUAGCCUUUUUUUUUUAAACGGAGGCAAAGCCAAUAUUUUUUUCCUUUUUUGAAAGACUCUUUCAAACCAGGAAUUUAAAAGUAUGUUUCCAUUAUACUGGAUAGUGAAGUUGUUUCUGGGUUUGUUGCUUUUAUGCUUCUGUAUUUUAGAAACUGUGUUUAUCCAUUUUCUUCAAAUAAAUGUCAAUAUCCUGCAGAA
Messenger RNA from Syngnathus typhle (broad-nosed pipefish), 2426 nucleotides. RefSeq names its product muscarinic acetylcholine receptor M5-like. The record is from RefSeq and is a predicted model, not a curated record. Bases 1 to 1542 code for a protein of 513 amino acids. Gene Ontology annotation, biological process: chemical synaptic transmission; adenylate cyclase-inhibiting G protein-coupled acetylcholine receptor signaling pathway; G protein-coupled receptor signaling pathway, coupled to cyclic nucleotide second messenger. NCBI's taxonomy places the organism in Eukaryota, Metazoa, Chordata, Actinopteri, Syngnathiformes, Syngnathidae. Gene Ontology annotation, cellular component: synapse; dendrite; plasma membrane. Gene Ontology annotation, molecular function: G protein-coupled acetylcholine receptor activity; G protein-coupled serotonin receptor activity. The transcript has a single exon.